Messenger RNA from Aspergillus ibericus CBS 121593, 1794 nucleotides. RefSeq names its product protein kinase domain-containing protein. The transcript has a single exon. The record is from RefSeq and is a predicted model, not a curated record. Bases 246 to 1487 code for a protein of 413 amino acids. Gene Ontology annotation, molecular function: protein kinase activity; ATP binding. Gene Ontology annotation, biological process: protein phosphorylation. Lineage: Eukaryota; Fungi; Ascomycota; Eurotiomycetes; Eurotiales; Aspergillaceae.
GGAGUAUAAUCCUGCUUUUAAGGCUGUCUGCUGCGUCUUCCUACUCCUCCAGCAUUGCGCAACUAGUCACCGGGGCAGACGCCUCCGCGAUACAGUGACUUCCUCUUAUCGCUCUUGUCUUGACCGGAGAUUCCGGGCUUUUCGGCGCUGAAGACCGACUGCGGCGUUGAUCUAAAGUCUUGCCUCCCCCGCUAUCUGUCUCCCCAGAACUCUCACCGGCGGCAAAUUCUCCAGCACCAUCCAGCAUGGCUGCCAAAAAUAUGCCUUUCCCGCUAUCGGUGCGCAUUCAACAUGAUAGCGACUCCCAGAUGCCGCUUCAUCUAGUGGUGCCCGGGUUGACUCCUCCAGUAACCCCAACGGUGGAGGAUGAUGACAGUCUGUCAGGCAGUGUUGCCACCAUUUAUUCCGGCAGCUCCAGUCCGUUUCUGUCUCCAGUUGAAGGCAACUUCAAAGAUGUUCCUGUGGAGGACCGGGCCGUGUCCACCUUUGACUCGUUCACAGAUGAGUUAGAGUACCACUGUGACGCUAGAGGCCGUCCCCUUGAGUUUGGUCGCGGGGUCUGGAGUGUGGUCUACAAAGCCUCGCCUUGUCAGCCUUCGAACGCUUAUCCGCUCACGCCUCCCAGCUCUCCAGCUGUCAAGGCCCACACCGUGGCGGUCAAAUCCCCCGCAAGGCGGGAUGCCAACUCGGUGUUGGAUGCGGAAGCGCUGGCACUGACGCGAGUCAGCCGCGUGGCCGGGUCUGAGAACCAUGUCGUUCCCUUCCAGGGGUAUAUCGCGGACUCCCACUCAAUCGUCAUGUCCGCGGUCCCGUUGGCGCUCUCGACGUAUAUCGAAGAGAAGGCCGCCACGGCCCUGAAGAAUCGGACCACCAGGACCAUGUUCGAGCCCAUCCAAGGCAUGGCCCAGUGGCACGAUCUUGCCAAGAAGCUCAUCACUGGACUGUCCUGGCUCCACGACGGGCCCCGGAUGGUGCACGGUGACAUCAAGCCGCACAACAUCUUGCUACGUGCACGUUCCAGCAGCGACGAUGCGGAAUCUGACCACUUCCCCUACGAGCCGCUGUUCGCCGACUUUUCCUCGGCUCAUCCCAUCGCCAGUGCCUCCUCUCCCGAAGAGAGCAUGGGGACAGCGCUGACAGCCCUAACACCACCAUUUACAGCCCCCGAGCUGUUGUCCGUCUCAUCCUUAACGUCCCCGGAUGUAGCGCCCACCCCCGAAUCCGACGUCUUCUCUCUCGCCGUUACUCUCCUGGCUGCCGCUACGGGUGACUUGCUUCUGUAUCCGGGGACCAGCCACAUCCAACGACUAGCGAUGGCCCGUGAAGGCCACCGCGUGAUUGAGUUUGCCCGCUCCGGGCCGAACGGAUCGCGCGUCCCUCGCAACGGGAUCGUCGAGCAGAUCAUCAAACCGGCCAUUGCCAAAGACCCAAGCCAGCGCAUCAAGCCGGAUGAGUGGGUGACGCUCGUCCAGUCUAUCGCGAUCUAACUUGGAGCUGCGCGGUUGCCAUUCGUUAUCAUCCUGUCUGCUUAUCUCAGACUAUCUCCUUUUAAUCUUCUCUUAUCUUUUGACUUGCUUACUCUUUUUAACUUUCCUUACCCCCACUUACUAAUUUGCCAGGCACCGUCUGCUGCUCAUGUCCUCUUUCUCUUUGUUUCCCUUUCUCCCUUUGUUAUUUUUAUUCUAUAUGAACCUUAAAGAUACCCGUUAGAUAGAUGUGCAAACGAAACCAGAUACAGUGAAUUGAUUGAUUAUUUUGGUUUGGAUUGGGUUACAUCUGACCAUGUGGAAAAUA